AUGGGUAACAGAACAGAAUCAAAAAAGUGGAUGCUCGAAAACAUUGAAAUUGAUAGGAUGGUGGAAGUUCCUAUCAAUGAUGAACCAAAAAAACAUUUUCCACCCAGAGGACCUGUUGGCGCAUCUAUCAAGUGGAGUGCAAGUAAUCUUGGGGCAUCCCUCAGAAGGACUACAAGCAGUGCCUUGAGGAAGAAUGGUGUUCUCUCUUCGAAACCUCCUCGCCCCAAGAUGGAAAGGACAGCAUCAUCUGCUGCUAGAGGGCUUAAAAGCCUAAGGUUUCUUGAUAGAACAGUGACAGGAAAGGAAAUGGAUGCAUGGAGAUCAAUCGAAAGGCGCUUUGAUCAAUUUGCAGUUGAUGAAAGGCUCCCAAAGGACAAAUUUGGAAUCUGCAUUGGACUAGGAGAUUCAAAAGAGUUUGCUGGAGAAAUAUUUGACGCAAUUGCUAGGCGUAAGAAUAUAUUCACCGCAAAUGGGAUCACAAAAGAUGAGUUGAAAUUGUUUUGGGAAGACAUGACUAAACAAGAUCUUGAUUCUCGACUUGGAAUAUUUUUUGAUAUGUGCGACAAGAAUGGCGAUGGGAGGCUAUCGGAGGAGGAAGUGAAGGAGAUUAUAGUGUUAAGUGCCUCCGCAAACAAGCUCACAAAUCUUAAACAGUACGCGGCAGUCUAUGCAGCUCUAAUCAUGGAAGAGCUUGAUCCUGAUCAUCUUGGAUAUAUAGGGCUAUGGCAGCUAGAAACUCUACUAAGAGAGAUGGUGAAUAAUGAAGAUCAAAUUACCACAAAGCUCAAUAGAAGCACACAUACUCUCACAAGAGCCAUGAUCCCAAGAAGAUAUCGGACUCCUGUUACCAAAUCAUUGUCGCUGUCAGUAGAAUAUAUUCAUGAGAAUUGGAGGAGCAUAUGGGUUAUGACGUUAUGGUUAGCUGUAAACUUGGCACUUUUUAUUUGGAAGUUUAAGGAAUUCGAGAAAUCACCCCUAUUCAAAAUCUCAAGUUAUUGUGUCUGUCUUGCCAAGGCUUCCGCGGAGACUCUCAAGUUGAAUAUGGCUCUCAUUCUUCUUCCUGUUUGCAGAAGAACACUCACUAAGCUUAGAUCGUCAUUUCUCGGCACCUUUAUCCCUUUUGAUGACAACAUAAACUUUCACAAAAACAUUGCUUUGGCCAUAGUAAUUGCGACUGUAGCUCAUACUCUAGCACAUAUGCUUUGUAAUAUUCCGUUGUUGAGUUCAUGCCCAAAAGACAAAUUCAUGGCAUAUGCUGGACCAUUGUUCAAUUACCAACAGCCAACUUAUUGGUUCUUCAUACGAAGUAGUGUAGGCGUCACCGGAAUUCUGAUUAUCCUUGUAAUGGGGUUCUCAUUUACAUUGGCAACACACUAUUUCCGAAAGAAUGUCGUUAAGUUACCAGGGGCGUUUCACAAAUUGGCAGGGUUUAAUGCUUUCUGGUAUGCGCAUCAGUUGCUGGCCUUGGCAUACCUGCUAUGUUUUUUGCAUGGCUACUUCUUAAUCUUUGAAAAACCUUGGUAUGCCAAAACGACAUGGAUGUAUCUCAUUGGCCCAGUAGUAUUCUAUGCCACAGAGAGAAUCUCGACAAAAUAUCAGGAACACCAUCACCAGGUUGAUGUCAUUAAGGCAAUUAUAUAUACAGGGAAUGUUCUUGCUCUUUACAUGAACAAGCCUCCAGGAUUUAAGUACGAAAGUGGAAUGUACCUCUUCAUCAAGAGCCCGGAUUUGUCAAGUUUUGAAUGGCAUCCCUUCUCCAUCACUUCUGCACCAGGAGAUAACAAUUUGAGUGUCCACAUAAGAACCGUGGGUGAUUGGACUACAGAACUCAAAAACUUAUUUGCAAAGGUCUGUGAGGCCCCACCUGCUGCGAAACAAAAACAAGGCAGGCUAAAUAGAUUGGAAACAAUAGCAAUGUCAAACUCGAAUUAUGAUCAGAUACAAGCAACAUUCCCAAAGAUCCUGAUCAAAGGACCUUUCGGAGCCCCAGCUCAGAAUUACAAGAAGUUCGACAUCCUAUUGCUCAUAGGUCUAGGAAUCGGAGCAACUCCCUUUAUCAGCAUUUUGAAGGAUCUCCUUAAUGGCAUCAAACCAAGUGCAGCCGAUUCGAUGAAGGACCGACGAUGUACAGAAAGAGCAUACUUUUACUGGGUCACAAGAGAACAAAGCUCUUUUGAUUGGUUUAAGGGUGUCAUGGACGAUGUUGCAGACUAUGAUGAUAAUCAUAUAAUAGAAAUGCACAACUACUUGACUAGUGUGUAUGAAGAAGGAGAUGCAAGGUCUGCACUUAUUGCCAUGGUACAAAAACUGCAGCAUGCAAAGAAUGGACUUGAUGUUGUCUCCCAAAGCCGGAUAAGAACGCAUUUUGCAAGGCCCAACUGGAGAAAGGUGUUCGCUCAAAUGGCAGAAACGCACAAGUCUUCUCGGAUAGGUGUCUUCUACUGUGGAAGCGCUCUGCUUGUCAAAACACUGAGAGAGCUUUGCCAAGAAUUUACUCUAGAUUCAUCAACCCGUUUCCAAUUUCAUAAGGAGAACUUCUGAAUUAGCAAUUCUAUCCUUCUUGCAACAUGGUUUUGCGUCGAGCACUACUGCCCUGUAUUCACAGAAGGAAAAUUAGCUCUU
Messenger RNA from Populus nigra (black poplar), 2622 nucleotides. Its product is annotated as putative respiratory burst oxidase homolog protein H. NCBI's taxonomy places the organism in Eukaryota, Viridiplantae, Streptophyta, Magnoliopsida, Malpighiales, Salicaceae. The transcript has 14 exons. Gene Ontology annotation, molecular function: calcium ion binding; NAD(P)H oxidase H2O2-forming activity; peroxidase activity. The coding region runs from base 1 to 2541 and encodes 846 amino acids. Gene Ontology annotation, cellular component: plasma membrane. The record is from RefSeq and is a predicted model, not a curated record.